Molecule: messenger RNA, 3151 nt
Organism: Corticium candelabrum
Lineage: Eukaryota; Metazoa; Porifera; Homoscleromorpha; Homosclerophorida; Plakinidae
Exons: 6
Coding region: 1-2703 (900 amino acids)
Biological process (GO): signal transduction
Molecular function (GO): protein binding
Source: RefSeq, a predicted model, not a curated record
AUGAGUGAUGGUUCUAAAUGUCAAAACGUUUCGCAGCCCGAAAUAAAAAAAAGGACGACGCAAUCAGUCAUAAGGAAUACUGCUGAGCUGUCAUCUGACAAUCAAGACAUGCAGCAACAACAGCAGCAGCAGCAGCAGCAGCAGGAAGGAACAAAAGUCAAUAGAAAGAAGCAAACAAAAGCUUCAUCUUUACAAUCUGAAGACACAUUGCCUCUCAAUGUUGAUGAAUCUUCAACUGAGAACACAACUACUCUACCUCAACACAUUCAAGAAAGGGUUGCUAAGAGCUUGAGAGACCCAAGCUCUCGUCAGAAAGCUAAGAAAGAAAUCGUGCUUACUGUGUUGGACUAUGCUGGUCAGAAUGUGUUCUAUGUCACACAUCAUUUGAUCAUGUCAAAAGCUGGUUUUGUGUACAUUGUGUUUAAUGCUUCUCUACCAAUGGACGGCAAGACUCCAUGUCAGUUUCGCUCAGAAGAUGGAAAAAUUAUCCACAUUCCUUUGUUUGAUAACGAAACAAACUUUGAUCGAUUGGAAGAAUGGGUAUCAGGUGUUCAUAUCAUGGAAGGUGAUCAGUCACGUCGUAUCAUGAUAUUUGAGAAAGAAGGAAUCAGAUCACCUGCCAUGUUUCUAGUAGGGACACAUGCUGAUGAGCUAAAGGAGCAACCAGAGAUGAUGGAGAAACAGGAUGCAUUCAUAAGGAAGAAACUGGAGGGCACAGUGCUGGCAGAGCAUAUCAUCUGGGCAUCUAAAGAUGUAAUGUGUUUCUAUGUGGAUAACACAGUGACAGAUCCAGACAGUGGAUUCGUAGAUCCACAAGUGAAAUUACUUUGUCAGAAGACAGAGGAGGUGGCUCACGCGGUGGCUCAACAUCACAGAUUGCCGAUCAGAUGGCUCAAGUAUGAGCAGAAGGUACGAGAAGUGAAAGUCUCUUAUCCACAAAAGAAGACGACAACUGUUGAUGAAUUACUGCAGCUUGCCAUGAAUGCUGCUGGAAUCAAAAGUCGAGAGGAGCUGUUGGUGUUGCUGCAGUAUUUGAGUAGUCGUGCAGUGUUGAUGUAUCAUCCCAUGGCAUUGAAGAGUGGAGAUGAUGAAGAAGUCGUGUUAGAUGUGGAAUGGUUUGUAUCACAGCUGCAGAAAGUGAUCACGAUAUACAUGGAAGGUGAUGUUCCUCCCAUGUUAUGGAAUGAUGUAAAACGCAGCAAAGAGAAAGGCAUCAUGACAAUGUCUCUUGUGAGACAUCUUUUAUCAGAUGCCGGUUCUGCUCAACGUCUCAUUGUGUCACUGAUGAGGCACUAUGAUUUGCUGUGUGAGUAUUCUGUUAUUGAAGAGGAAAAUAUAGGGAAAGCAAAUUGCCAAGAUUUCCUUAAUUUUGAAGUAGAAAGCAAAGGUCCAUUGCAUAGUGAGGAAGAACAGAACAUGUUUGAGAGAGACGCUUGCUUCAUUCCUUGUCUCCUGGAGCAUGCAGUUGGUCUUGAAUCAGAUAAGAUGAAUGACGAGCUGAAGUCAUUGCCUCUUAUCUUGUCAUCUGCUCCCAUCCGCAUUCCUCAGCCAUUAUUCUACAGAAUACUGACUCUUCUGUGUAAACGUUUUUGUCGCUUGGCAGUUAUUUAUCGCAAUGUGGGCUACUUUCACAUCUAUCCUGGUCAUCGACUGGAGUUUGCUCUUAACAGAUACAACUUUCAAAUGACUGUGUUGUCACAUACAGCACUCAAUGCCAAGGUGUGUGUUGCUAUUCGUGAGUGGAUUGUGGAUGCUGUCAACAAGGCGAAACAGCAAGGAAUGGCAGGUCUGAAGUUGCAUUUGGGAUUUAUGUAUGAAGCAUCGAUUUCAGAAUCACAAAGUUGUACAGUUGAGUUUAUCUCUUUGAAUGGAUAUCAACAUACUCGUUGUGAGCUCUACAGCAGUGUGACAAAAGAUGAAAUUCAACCUCCUGACAGACUUUCUCUUUGGUAUCCACAACUUAAGUUUUCAGACACUGAAAUGAUGUCAACAGUAUGUGGCACAUCUCAGCCAUUACAGCAUAAAUCUAUCAGCUAUAUGACACCAGUCAAGUCCCUCAUUGAUGAACCAACUGCAACCUGUUUGUUGGCAGUGUCUAAACUUCUAGAUGAAGAUGAUGAUCUAGGAGAUGACUGGAGGAGGUUAUGGUCUGAGCUGUUAAACAGACCUCUUAAUGAAGACGUGGUGAGCAAGAAGUGUGUGAGCUCCACUCUUUAUGUGCUAAAGCGAUGGUGCAGGAUGGUAAUUCCUAACGAAGCUACAAUAGGACGACUGAUAAAGGCUGUUAGUGCAAUAUACAGAAAUGAUGUUGCUUGUGUGCUAGAAGAAUACUGCCAGAGCUCAGACACACGUACUACAAUGCCGAGAUCACCUGCAACCACAGAUGUGACACCUGAGGAGUUAAAUCAUCUUGUUGACAAGAUAGAAGGAUGUUGGCAAGAGUUUGCUUCAGUUCUUGCACCCAACCUGUUUGAAGUUACAGGAAAAAUUGCUGCCAUAAAACAAGAUUAUCCUACUUCUGCAUGCCAAGCUAAAGCUAUGUUGGAAAUUUGGUGUAACCAGCUUGGUACUAAACGCCAGCAACAUUUACUUAUUGGUGCAUUAAUUCAACGAGGACUAAGAUCUCAGGCAGAUGCUGUGUUUGGAGUAGAAGUUGUGAAUGAGAUGUUGAAAGGUACAAGAACAAGUGGCAGGACAGACUGAUUAGACUAGACAAGAGCAUCUGCAUACAUUCAGUGACGAGACAACAUAGGAUCUGUUGUUCAUAGCUUGACAUAUGACGGGCUUCAUUCAAGUCUUGAUACCAAGAAUUCAAGUCUUGAACAGCAACAUUCUAUAGCUCUAAUGAAUUAAGAUAAAAAAAAACGACUGUUGUACGUGUCAACAUUAUAAACUGUAGUACAGUGUACAUAUGUGGUGAUGAACGUAUGGUAAAUGCAAGUAGAAAUAUUGCAGUUAAUGUUUGAGUGGCACAUGUUGUAUUGCCAAUCAGUAUGUAUAGUACAACAGAAUGCAGUUUAGAAUACUGUCCAUCUACUGACAUAUGAAGUAGCAGGCCAUCUGUCCAUGUUGGGUUUACAUGGAGGUCUCGGAUGACCACACAGGAUGUACAUACCAAUACACCAAUACAACAUCAGCCGUUGGGUCACAU